Molecule: messenger RNA, 1385 nt
Organism: Pterocles gutturalis (yellow-throated sandgrouse)
Lineage: Eukaryota; Metazoa; Chordata; Aves; Pterocliformes; Pteroclidae
Product: GDNF family receptor alpha-1
Exons: 7
Biological process (GO): nervous system development
Cellular component (GO): external side of plasma membrane; signaling receptor complex
Molecular function (GO): signaling receptor activity
Source: RefSeq, a predicted model, not a curated record
GAAGUCAGUGCUGGUGUUUUCAGGUUGUUCAGACCUGAAAUCUAAGGGAAAAAAGCUCAGCGUCUGCGUCGCUGCUCCUGCCGCUCGCUGGUGGUGGUAGCGGUGAAGAGGAGAGAGGGUUGGUUUUGUUUUGUUGUUUUUUUUUCUUUUUUCUUUUAUUCAAUGGAUCUGAACUUGGAGUCUUUGGACCUCGGUGGUUUUGGAAUAUCUACGUGCUGAUCCUCUUUGUUGUGGCAUAUCAGUUCGUUUGGGGAAACCAUCCGAAGGCAGCAAGAUGUUUCUCGCUAUCUUGUACUUCGCUUUGCCCUUAGUGGAUGUACUUUUGUCGGCAGAAGUCAGUGGGCUGCCUGGAGGUGACCGCUUGGAUUGCGUGAAAGCCAGCGAUCAGUGUCUCAAGGAGCAGAGCUGUAGUACUAAAUUCAGGACACUGAGGCAGUGUGUAGCCGGCAAAGAGAGCAACUUCAGCCGGGCGACGGGCCUGGAGGCAAAGGACGAAUGCAAAAGCGCCAUGGAAGCUCUCAAGCAGAAAUCUCUCUACAACUGCCGCUGUAAGAGGGGCAUGAAGAAGGAGAAAAACUGCCUACGCAUUUAUUGGAGCAUGUACCAGAGUUUACAGGGAAAUGACUUGCUUGAAGAUUCCCCUUAUGAACCAGUUAACAGCAGACUAUCAGACAUAUUCAGGCUAGCACCAAUUGUAUCAGUGGAGCCAGUGCUUUCAAAGGGGAACAAUUGCUUGGAUGCAGCAAAAGCUUGUAACCUAAAUGAUACCUGCAAGAGGUUCAGAUCUGCUUACAUAACCCCCUGCACCAGCAGCACGUCUAAUGAAAUCUGUAACAAGCGGAAGUGUCAUAAGGCCCUCCGGCUAUUUUUUGACAAAGUUCCCCCAAAGCACAGCUACGGGAUGCUCUUCUGCUCCUGUCGAGACGUAGCCUGUACAGAAAGGAGGCGGCAGACUAUUGUUCCUGUGUGUUCAUAUGAGGACAGGGAGAAACCAAACUGCCUGAAUUUACAAGAAUCCUGCAAGAAGAAUUACAUCUGCAGAUCUCGCCUUGCAGAUUUCUUCACAAACUGCCAGCCUGAGUCACGGUCUGUUAGUAGCUGUCUGAAGGAGAACUAUGCUGACUGCCUCCUCGCUUACUCGGGGCUUAUUGGCACAGUGAUGACACCAAACUACAUCGACUCAAAUAGUCUCAGUGUUGCCCCAUGGUGUGACUGCAGCAACAGCGGUAAUGACAUAGAUGAAUGCCUGAAGUUUCUGAAUUUCUUCCAGGACAACACAUGCCUUAGCUUUCCUGAGGAGCCCCGUACCCCUGAAGCCCCGGAGGAAGUCAGGACAAAGGAGGAGUUUGCCUUGGUAGAUGAAGACUGGGUUAAGGAACGGUUAA